CAGGAUGCCGUUGCGGUAGGCGGCGCCGUUCACGGAAGAGGACGGUAGUGGUAUGUGUUUGGGGUCCGGAGAGAGGCGGGAGGAGAGGUAAAAGAAAUUAUUCAGGAGAAAUCACAAUAAAAUGGCCUCUGCACUUUGCAGCAGAGCCAGGCUGGUCACCUACCUCCCCGGGUUCUGUUCCCUCAUGAGAAGGGUGAGAGGUACCCGUGCUUUUUCUACUGCAGGAUCCUCAGGCUCUGAUGAACCUUAUGUAGCAUCUACACCACCUGACAUAUUUCCCAGGACAGUAUGGCCAGAUGAGGUUAUGGGACCCUUUGGCCCCCAGGAUCAGCGCUUUCAACUCCCUGGUAAUAUUGGAUUUGAUGAUCAUGUGAAUGGAAUGAACGCACAGAGGAAAGUCCUCGCGCCAAGAAACUUACCCGACCUCCUAUCUGAGCCGGUUGCCAGUGAGAGACACGAGUUUGUCAUGGCGCAGUUUGUCAAUGAGUUCCAGGGAAGUGAAGUUUCUCCGCAGCAACAAGAAGUAUGCAGCGCGGGAUCGUACUUCGAGAACGCCAAAGUAGAGUGUGCCAUGCAGAGAUGUCCAGAACUGCUAAGAAAAGAUGUUGUAUCCAUGUUUCCCGAGAUCCCCGAUAACAACCUACUAGUACUAACUGUGACACAGAAAACCAUGAAUGAUAUGACUGCGUGGAGUGAAGAGGUGGAUAACGAGAGAGAAAUGCUGUUGGAGAAGUUCAUUAAUGGUGCCAAGGAAAUAUGCUAUGCCCUCAGGUCAGAGGGCUACUGGGCCGACUUCAUAGAGCCAUCUUCAGGACUGGCAUAUUUUGGUCCAUACACAAAUAACACUCUAUAUGAAACGGACGAACGCUAUCGGCACCUUGGAUUCCGGGUGGAGGAUCUCGGCUGCUGUAAAGUAAUUCGCCAUAAUGUCUGGGGAACGCACGUUGUAGUAGGAAGUAUUUUCACAAAUGCUCCUCAGGACAGCGCCAUCAUGAGGAAGUUGGGAGAACACUAGAAGCCGUUGUGGAAUUUCUAAAACCAGUCAUUACCUCAUACUGAUUGGUUUUCUUAUUGGCUGGUGAUGAUGGAAGCCUUAAUUGUGGACAAAAAAAAAAAAAACUGUGCAAUUUAUAUUUAAAUGUAACUUUUAUUUAUGAGAAGAACCAUCGAUGGAACCAUAAUCUGUGUAAAUGAUGUAACGGGUGACAGUUCUCUUUGUAAAACAAUGAAAUGUUUCACACUGUCCGUUGUGAAAGGUUUUGGAGAAUUCAUAUCAAAUAAAUGUGUUUUACAAAGUG
Messenger RNA from Rana temporaria (common frog), 1298 nucleotides. RefSeq names its product metabolism of cobalamin associated D (gene MMADHC). The coding region runs from base 122 to 1015 and encodes 297 amino acids. Gene Ontology annotation, biological process: cobalamin metabolic process. Gene Ontology annotation, cellular component: mitochondrion. The transcript has 8 exons. The record is from RefSeq and is a predicted model, not a curated record. Lineage: Eukaryota; Metazoa; Chordata; Amphibia; Anura; Ranidae.